AUGAGGCAGAAGGGAAGGCGGUCUGAUCAUCAUCAAAACACCCAGAAUAAAGAGACUACGAGGGAUGAAAGGCUCAGGAUUAUCACUCUGAGAGAGACAGGGAAGAGCUGGAGAGAGAUAGGGAGGAUAAUGGAGAUAGAUUUCAGGACCUGUCAAGGAAUCUUUAGACGAGCACAGGCAAAUGGAACUCCAAGCAACAGAGUAAGGCAAGGUAGACCACCUAUUUUUAAUGAGGCAGAAAAGGCGAGACUACGAGAGUUUGUUACAAGGGAUAAGAGAACAAGGCGUCUACCUUGGGAGGCAAUAAUUCAUGAGAUGGGAUAUGCAUGUUCUGUUAGAACUCUACGAGAUGUUAUGGCAUCUAUGGGCUACCAUAAACGUCUACCUCGUAAGAAAUGGGGUAUUAGAGCACCCAAUCUAAUCAAAAGGGUGCAAUGGUGUCAAGCUAGGCUACACUGGACCUACGAUGAUUGGUUUCGAACUAUUUGGACAGAUGAGUCUACUUUCAGCACAGCAGGCUUUGGCCAUCGACCUUGGGUUACACGUACAGCAGAGGAGGAGUAUCAUCCUGACUGCAUCGAUGAAACAUGGGAGUCAGGGAGAAAGAGCACGAUGAUAUGGGGUGCUUUCUGUGGAGAGAUAAAGUCAGAACUAGUUUUCACUCCCGCUGGCAUCACUAUCAAGUCACAAGUCUACAGAGAUUACAUUUUGGAUCCCCAUCUUGUACCAUUCUGGCAUCGUACCUGUGAAGAAUAUGGGUGGACACAGGUAGUGGAGGACAAUGCACCCGGCCAUAAGGGAGUGGCUAUUGCUUGCAGAGAAAUCAAUGAGGUAGAGAGUGUUGAAUGGCCCCCCCAGUCACCAGAUCUCAAUCUCAUCGAGGCUCUUUGGGCAGAUAUAGAAACUGAAUUGGGGGAAACUAUUGGGCUGAUACAAGAUAUCGAGGUUUUGAAAAUCAUGAUCAGGAAUGCUUGGGAUAAUAUCACUGUAGAUAGACUGGAUGGACUCAUUAGAAGCAUGCCCAGAAGACUAGAAGCAGUCAUUGCUGCUGGUGGGCAGGCUACUAAGUAUUAA
This is a messenger RNA of Morchella sextelata, 1074 nucleotides long. RefSeq lists its product as uncharacterized. Bases 1 to 1074 code for a protein of 357 amino acids. The transcript is spliced from 2 exons. Gene Ontology annotation, molecular function: DNA binding. Gene Ontology annotation, biological process: DNA integration; DNA transposition. Lineage: Eukaryota; Fungi; Ascomycota; Pezizomycetes; Pezizales; Morchellaceae. The record is from RefSeq and is a predicted model, not a curated record.